UUUUCAGAAAUAACUGACAGUGACAGCAAGUCAUGCAGUAGCCAUCAGAGCCUAAAUGGUACCACAAGAUGGGCUCAGUCUUUGGAAAGUUUGCUGGAAGAUCCUGAAGGUGUAAAGAACUUUAGGGACUUUUUAAAGAGAGAAUUUAGUGAAGAAAAUGUUUUAUUCUGGCAAGCUUGUGAAGAGUUUAAGAAGAUACAAGAUAAAAAACAGAUGCAAGCAAAGGCAAAUGAAAUUUACAGAAAUUUCUUGUCAAAUAAAGCUUCUUAUCAAGUCAAUGUAGAAGGGCAGUCUCGUUUGGAUGAAUCAAUACUGGAAAAACCUCACCCUCUGAUGUUUCAGAAACUUCAAGAUCAGAUUUUCAACCUCAUGAAAUAUGACAGCUACAGCCGCUUCUUGAAAUCAGAAAUGUUUCUUAAAUUGAAGGAAACUGAAGAAGAGGAGGAAAAUUCACCUGAUCCUCAGACUGCAGCAAAAAGAGCUUCUAGAAUUUACAAUACAUGAUCCAAAUAACAACAAUCUAUAGUUCAAUAGUUCCUACUGAGACUACAGUGAAAAGCAAAUCAGCUCUCAGGAAUAAUCUUUAUGGUUAACACAGAUGCAUUUAGAAGCUUGAAUCCUAGAAUCCUAUUAGAGAAAUCUUACCUUUGGUUGCUUCAGUGACCUGUUUCUUGCCAGUGGUUGCUUCCAGAUACAGGUAGUCCUCGACUUAUGACCACAAUAGGGACCGUAACAUAUGUUAAGUGGUGCAGCCGUUAAGCAAGGCAUAACGUGACUGCACCCGAUUUUACAUCUUUUUUGCAGUGGUUAAGUGAAUCACUGCGGUCGUUA
Molecule: messenger RNA, 831 nt
Organism: Python bivittatus (Burmese python)
Lineage: Eukaryota; Metazoa; Chordata; Lepidosauria; Squamata; Pythonidae
Source: RefSeq, a predicted model, not a curated record